Messenger RNA from Paramecium pentaurelia, 915 nucleotides. NCBI's taxonomy places the organism in Eukaryota, Ciliophora, Oligohymenophorea, Peniculida, Parameciidae. The record is from the annotation of a GenBank genome assembly.
AUGAAAAUUAUUCGUUCAAUUAUCUAUAAUUUCUCCUAAAAUUUACAUAAUACAAAGAAUUUUAGAUCUUAAGCAUUAUUGGGGAAUGAAGAUGUCUAUUAAUGUUAUCAUAUCUAAAAAGGAAAGUAUCUAGACUCAUUUACUUAAGACCUUGAGUUAUUUACAAAAAAUUUAAUCCAAACAAUAAAUGAUUGUAAAUCAAAAUAAAUGAAAGCAAUUUGGAUUCAAUUAGAUUAAUGUUAAUUAACACUUGCUGAAAAAUUAAUUGAAUAAGGAUUUUAUAUGCAUCAUUGUACAUAAAAUUAUUUAUUAUUUUCUUAAUGGAUUGUUGAAGAUGAGAAAAACCAAUUACCAAAUUAUACUACUCAUUCAAUUGGUGCUGGAGGUUUAAUUCUUCAUAAUAAUUAAAUUUUAUUAAUUCAAGAAAAAAAUGGAUUGUAUAAAGAUGAAUGGACAAUACCUGGAGGAUUAGUAAAUGAUGAAGAAUUAAUUAUAGAAGCAGCCAUAAGAGAAGUUAAAGAAGAAGCAGGUUUAGAUGUUGAACCUUAUGAUUGUUUUUUAAUUAGGGAUCUACCCAUUGCUAAUUAGUAUUAAGCAGAUUUAUAUUUUGUUAUUUUAAUGAGAUUACAAAAUAAUAAUUAAUCCAUUAAAAUUUAAGAAUAAGAAAUUAAGAAUUUUAAGUGGGUUGAAUUGAAUGAAUUAUAAGAAGUAAAAUAUAACAAAUAAAAAAUUUAGUUUUAUUAGAAUAAUAAAUUUGGAAUGGUUUAAAGCAGGUUGAUGGAAUCCUUAAUUCAAUUUAAUAAAUCAAAUAAAUUUGAUCAUUAGUUUAUAAGUUUAGAUGCCUAACCAAAAGAAAUGUAUGGUUAAAUUAAAAAAUAUUGUUUAUUCAAGCCAAAAAAAUAACUAGGAAUAUGA